This is a messenger RNA of Closterium sp. Naga37s-1, 4851 nucleotides long. Lineage: Eukaryota; Viridiplantae; Streptophyta; Zygnematophyceae; Desmidiales; Closteriaceae. The record is from the annotation of a GenBank genome assembly.
AUGCCAUGUGCGAACCAAUCACGAGGGCACUGGGCAGCACAAUGUCUGCCAAUGUGGUUCCCUGACGCACAUGUGAUGUUUGUGCGUGCGGCGAAGGGAUUCUUGGUGUUGGGUGACCUCGCAGCACCACCGGCGUCAGCAGCACCGUCGCAGCCGCCCGCGGGGGGCAGAGGCGCGCCUGCUCCCGCGGGAGCAGGAGGUCGCGGGGGAAGGGGCGCGCCGCCAGGGGGAAGGGGCGCGCCCGUUCCCGCAGGAGCACCCGGAGGAGUAGGAGCCCCUGGCGCAGGCGGAGGGCGUGGGCGCGGGGGGCGCGGGCGGGGAGGACGCGGAGAGCAGGCGCAAGGAGCGGGGGGGGUUGGGGGCAUCACCGCAGGCAUGGCGCAGAUGGGUGUGUCCGCGCCACCCGCGGAUUUCCCCGCCCUCGCACCCGCGCGUGCCCCCGCCCCCGCACCCGCGCGUGGCCCCGCUCCUACCCCCGCACCCGCUGCCCCUACUCCCGCCCCUAUGCCCGCUGCCCCCGUACCGGUUGCGCCCGCGCCCGUAGCAGGUGCGGCGGCGGCGGGCGUGGCGGUGACGAUGGCGGGGCCGGCGGGCGUGUCGAGCAGGGCGCUGGUGGCGGCGGCGCGGCCGGGGUUCGGCAAGGCGGGGCGGCCCGUGAUGCUACUGGCGAACCACUUCAAAAUCGACUUCCAGGUGCGCUUGCUCAGGGGCGGGGGCGGGAGGAAGAAUGGGGGCGAGGGGGGAGGGGCGGCGAGUGGGAGAGCGUGUAGACGCACCCGGGAACCUGAACCCGCUGCUUCACACGACCCUUCUCCCUCCUCUUCCUCCCCUCCCUUCCCCCCUCCUCAGGACCUGGUCAUCUACCACUACGACGUUGAAUUCUCCCCCGCGCUCGCCCCCAAGGGCGCCACUUGUUGCACGCCGGAACCUGCUGCUUCACACGCCCCUUCUCCCUCCUCUCCCUCCCCUCCUCUCUUCCCCCCCUCUCAGGACCUGGUCAUCUACCAUUACGACGUGGACUUCUCCCCCGCGCUCGCCUCCAAGGGCGUCAUGCGGGCAGCCAUCCGCCAGCUGGCGGAAACCUACAGUGCGCAGCUCGUCCCGCCUGGCGGCGCCCCCAGCGCCCCUGUGCGCCCCGUCUUCGACGGCAUGAAGAACAUUUUCACUGCCCGCCCGCUGCCGUUCGAGAGCCAGGAGUUUCGCGUGGUGCUGCCCGAGAAAGAGGAAGCGGCAGGGGCGGGGAGAGGCGGCGGAGGAGGCGGGGGAAGGGGAGGUAGCAGCAGUGGUGCUGGGCGCGGGGGCGGGAGGGGUGGGCGCGGAGGGGGGGAGCGGAGGGAGCGGGCGGUGAAGGUGACGGUGAAGCUGGCGGCGCAAUACCCCAUGUCAUCCAUGGCCUCGUUCCUGCAGGGCCGCCAGGCCGACAUUCCGCAAGUGCUGCUGCAGGUGUGCUCUGAGUCAAAUAAAUGCAUACGUGAAGCUGGCUCAGCAAUUCCCCAUGUCAUCCAUGGCUUCCUUUCUUCAGGGCCGUCAGGCCGACAUUCCACAAGUGCUGCUGCAGGCCGACCUUACCACUUUCUCUCCAUCCAUCACCUCCCUUUCUCUCCAUCCAUCACCUCCCUUUCUCUCCAUCCAUCACCUCCCUUUCUCUCCAUCCAUCACCUCCCUUUCUCUCCAUCCAUCACCUCCCUUUCUCUCCAUCCAUCACCUCCCUUUCUCUCCAUCCAUCACCUCCCUUUCUCUCCAUCCAUCACCUCCCUUUCUCUCCAUCCAUCACCUCCCUUUCUCUCCAUCCAUCACCUCCCUUUCUCUCCAUCCAUCACCUCCCUUUCUCUCCAUCCAUCACCUCCCUUUCUCUCCAUCCAUCACCUCCCUUUCUCUCCAUCCAUCACCUCCCUUUCUCUCCAUCCAUCACCUCCCUUUCUCUCCAUCCAUCACCUCCCUUUCUCUCCAUCCAUCACCUCCCUUUCUCUCCAUCCAUCACCUCCCUUUCUCUCCAUCCAUCACCUCCCUUUCUCUCCAUCCAUCACCUCCCUUUCUCUCCAUCCAUCACCUCCCUUUCUCUCCAUCCAUCACCUCCCUUUCUCUCCAUCCAUCACCUCCCUUUCUCUCCAUCCAUCACCUCCCUUUCUCUCCAUCCAUCACCUCCCUUUCUCUCCAUCCAUCACCUCCCUUUCUCUCCAUCCAUCACCUCCCUUUCUCUCCAUCCAUCACCUCCCUUUCUCUCCAUCCAUCACCUCCCUUUCUCUCCAUCCAUCACCUCCCUUUCUCUCCAUCCAUCACCUCCCUUUCUCUCCAUCCAUCACCUCCCUUUCUCUCCAUCCAUCACCUCCCUUUCUCUCCAUCCAUCACCUCCCUUUCUCUCCAUCCAUCACCUCCCUUUCUCUCCAUCCAUCACCUCCCUUUCUCUCCAUCCAUCACCUCCCUUCCUCCUCUCCCCCUCCCACCCACGGAGGAGUGACGGCCCUGGGCGGAGGAGUGACGGCCUACCGCGGCGUCCGUGCGCUUCUCUCCAUCCCAUCAUCCCCUUCCACCCCCCGCCCUCCUCCUCCCCUCCAGGCACUCGACGUGGCACUGAGGGAACGCCUCCUCACCAGCCUCACACCGGUGGGUCGCUCGCUCUACUCCGCCUCUCUGGGCUCCACCGCACUGGGUGGCGGGGUGACGGCCUACCGCGGCUUCUUCCAGUCAGUUCGCUUCUCACAGCAGGGCCUGGCGCUCAACGUGGACAUGGCUGCCACCGCUUUCCACCUCGACAUGCCGCUCCUCACCUUUGCUGCCGACUUUCUGGGCCGCGGGGGGGGCGGGGGAGGCGGCGGGAGAGGCGGUGGGAGGGUUGGGUUUGGGGGGAGGGGUGGCCGGGGGCCGGGAGGGGGAGGGGGAGGGGGGUUUGCACCGAAUGCGUCACUGAGUGAUGGGGAGCGGGUGAAGCUGAAGCGCGCACUGCAUGGGAUCAAAGUGGGGGUGACUCACCGCGACACGCCCCGCCGGUACCGCAUCCAGGGUCUCACGCGCGAGCCGGCACACGCCCUCACCUUCACCAUAGAAGGAGAGGGCGAGACGUCCCUGGUGGCCUACUUCCGCUCCGCCUACGGCUACACCAUCCGCCACCCCAACCUGCCCUGUGUGAUGGCGGGCGGCGGCGGCAAGAGCUAUCUGCCAAUGGAGGUGUGCCACAUCAUCGGCGGGCAGCGGUACGGCCCGAAGCUGAACGAGGAGCAGGUCAGCAGCCUGUUGCGCUUCACGUGCACUCGCCCGGACGUGCGCGCGGGGGAGAUUGGGAGCAUGGUGACUCGCAACGACUACCCCAACGACGCGUACGCGAGUGAGUUCGGCAUGUUGGUGCAUCCCCACAUGACUCGCCUGUAUGCCCGCCUGCUGGACCCGCCGCGCCUCGUUUACAAGGAUAAGAAGGACGUGGUGCCGCGCUUUGGCGCAUGGAACAUGAUGGGCGGGCAGCGCCUCAUAGACGGCGCGCGCAUAACGCACUGGACCAUCGUCAACUUCGCCCCUUACCUGGACGCCAUGGGCGUGCAGCGCUUUGGCCAAGCCCUCACACAGCGCUGCGCUGACCUGGGCGUGCAUAUGGAGCCCCGCCCGGUGGUGCCGCCGCUCACGGGGCGGGUGGAGUCGGUGGAGGCUGUCAUGCGCCAGCUGGCGGACGCUAGCAGCCGAGCGGUGCCGCCCGGGCAGUGGCUGCAGCUGGCGGUGGUGAUCCUGCCGGGCAGAGGCACGUUCUACAACGAGAUCAAGCUGAUCGCUGAGACGCAGCUGAACGUUGUCACGCAGUGCUGCCUCGUCAACCACGCCCAGAAGUGCCAGUCACAGUACCUGGCGAAUCUGGUGCUCAAGAUCAACGUCAAGCUAGGGGGCCGCAACGUGCUGCUGCAGUCGGAGAGCAUCGGUCGCCUGCCCAUGGUGGCUGAGCGCCCCACCAUUGUGUUCGGGGCUGAUGUCACCCACCCCAGCCCGGGGGAUGAUUCUUCUCCCUCCAUCGCCGCUGUCGUCGCGUCCCGGGACUGGCCGUGUGCGAACCGGUAUGGGUGUCUGCUGCGCACGCAGGCGCACCGGCAGGAGAUUAUAGAGGGGCUGCAUGAGGAGCGGCGGGGGGCGGACGGCAGCAUGCAGGCGGGCGGGCUGGUGCGGGAUCUGCUGAUGGAGUUCUAUCAGACCGCCAAGCGCAAGCCCGAACGCAUCAUCUUCUUCCGGGAUGGCGUCAGCGAGGGGCAGUUCUACCAGGUGCUGGCGUACGAGCUGGAGGCAGUAAAAGCCGCGUGCCGGGCCAUGGACCCAUCGGGCAGCUACAGCCCGCGCAUCACCUACGUGGUGGUGCAGAAGCGGCACCACACGCGGCUGUUCCCGGCGGACAAUAACCGUGACAAGAACGGCAACGUGAUGCCGGGCACGGUGGUGGACUCGGUCAUCUGCCACCCCAGGGAGUUUGACUUCUUCCUCAACUCCCACGCCUCCAUCCAGGGCACCUCUCGCCCAACACACUACCGGGUGUUGUGGGACGAGAACGGCUUCACGGCCGACAGCAUGCAGGCGCUCUGCUACUCCCUCUGCUACACCUACGCGCGCUGCACGCGCUCCGUCUCCCUCGUGCCGCCCGCCUACUACGCUGACCUGGCGGCCACGCGCGCGCGCCUCUACCUGGAGGGCAUCUCGGGCAGCAUGCGGGGGAGCGGGUCCGAGAGUGGGUCGGCGGCCGGGCGGGCGGCAGGGGGCGGCGAGGUGGCGGGGUCGGGCGGCACGGGGAGCUCCAGUGGGUCGUCGCGGGUGGGCGGGGCACCACCUGUGGUGCCGCUGCCGGUGGUCAUGCCUGUCCCCAGGAAGGGCAUGUUCUUCUGCUGA